Lolium rigidum is the source of this 2055-nucleotide messenger RNA. Its product is annotated as alpha-L-arabinofuranosidase 1-like. The record is from RefSeq and is a predicted model, not a curated record. Gene Ontology annotation, molecular function: alpha-L-arabinofuranosidase activity. Gene Ontology annotation, biological process: L-arabinose metabolic process. NCBI's taxonomy places the organism in Eukaryota, Viridiplantae, Streptophyta, Magnoliopsida, Poales, Poaceae. The transcript is spliced from 19 exons. Bases 1 to 2055 code for a protein of 684 amino acids.
AUGAGAGCCAGAAGACAGAGAGGUAGCUGCCCAAAGGGCCUUGGAGCUUUGCCAUUUGCGGGGCUGCUUUGCCAAGGCCAAAAUGUGGGCAUUUCGAUGAAAAUGGUACGCCCUGCCACUCAUCUUUGCCGAAACUGUGGCAAGGAUGACCACACCUCCACGCUCGUCCAAGGGGCCUCCCAAGUCCCAACUCGAUCAGCAGCCUUGGCGAUUGAUGCCUCCAGGUCUGCUGCUCAGAAGAUACCAGAGACCAUGUUUGGCCUGUUCUUUGAGGAGAUCAACCACGCAGGAGCUGGUGGAAUAUGGGCAGAACUAGUUAGUAACAGAGGUUUUGAAGCUGGAGGCUCCGUUACUCCAUCGAGCAUCGAGCCAUGGUCAAUCCUUGGGGACGCAUCAACCAUACGCGUAACAACAGAUCAAUCUUCCUGUUUCAGUAGAAAUGCUAUUGCUCUGAAGAUGGAGGUCAUUUGUGAAGACUGUCCCUCUGGUGGUGUUGGCAUUUGUAACCCUGGGUUCUGGGGCAUGAAUAUAGAACAAGGAAAACGCUAUAAUCUAGCCAUGUAUCUGAAAUCACCGGAAUAUUUGAACUUCACAGCUUCACUAACAUGCUCAAAUGGAUCGCAAGUUGUAGCAUCAGCCUCUAUACAGCAUGCUAGUUUAUCAAAUUGGACAAAGAUAGAGCUGCAACUGUUAGCUCAGGGAACAUGCAGAAGCUCACGGCUUGAACUAACAACUUUGAAGAGGGGAAUAAUAUGGCUGGAUCAAAUUUCACUUAUGCCAUCAGACACACACAAGGGCCAUGGUUUUCGCAAAGAACUCAUAUCUUUUCUUUUGGAUCUUAGACCAAGCUUCCUACGAUUUCCAGGAGGUUGCUAUGUUCAAGGCGAUUUGUUAAAAAAUGCAUUUAGGUGGAAGAAAACUAUUGGUCCAUGGGAAGAAAGACCUGGGCAUUUUGGAGAUGUCUGGCAUUACUGGACAGACGAUGGGCUUGGAUAUUAUGAAUUUCUUCAGCUUGCUGAAGACUUAGGCGCUACACCAAUCUGGGUGGUGAACAUUGGGCUCAGCAUUCAUGAGAAAGUUAACAUCACUGACAUUGCACCCCUUGUAGAGGAUGUAUUGGACAGUCUUGAGUUUGCUAGGGGGAGUGCGGAAUCAAAAUGGGGUAGUGUUAGAUCCUCCAUGGGACAUCCUGAGCCUUUCGUAGUUAAGUAUGUAGCCCUAGGGAACGAGGACUGCGUUUCCAGUUUUUACAGAGAACACUAUCUCAAGUUUUACACUGCAAUCCGAGAGGCUUAUCCUGACAUUCAAAUGAUAUCAAACUGUGACGGCUUCAGUAAGCAACUUGAUCAUCCUGCUGAUUUGUAUGAUUUUCAUAUCUAUGAUAACAUUACUGAGAUUUUUCUUAACAAGACCACAUUUGACAAUGCAACACGUACUGGGCCUAAGGUGUUUGUUAGUGAGUAUGCUGUUGUUGAAAAAAAACCUGGUGAUGGUGGUAACGGAAGCCUUGUUGCUUCACUGGCAGAGGCUGCUUUCCUCACUGGCUUAGAGAAAAAUAGCGACGUCGUUCAGAUGGCAAGCUAUGCGCCACUCUUCGUCAAUGACAAUGAUCGCACCUGGAUGCCAGAUGCGAUAGUCUUUAACUCCUGGCAACAAUAUGGAACUCCUAGCUACUGGAUGCAGACAUUUUUCCGUGAAUCAAGUGGAGCUCUGUACCAUCCAAUCACAAUCAAUUCAAGCUAUUCUCAACAAUUGGCAGCUUCUGCAAUCACCUGGCAAGACAAUGAGAUUAGCUUCCUGAGAGUGAAGAUUGUGAACUUUGGGCCAAUUGCUGUGAAUCUCACAAUAUCUGUGUCCGGACUUGAAGCUAGUGUGAAUAGUGCAAGAUCCACCGUUACUGUUCUCACGUCCAGCAAUCCGUUGGAUGGGAAUUCUUUCAGUCAACCAAGGAAGGUGGUGCCGGUAAUCAGCGAGCUACCCAAUGCUGCAGAGGAGAUGCAGGCCUUGCUGGCUCCUUACUCCUUCACUUCAUUCGAUCUAGCUCUAGAAGUCUAG